Molecule: messenger RNA, 5468 nt
Organism: Talpa occidentalis (Iberian mole)
Lineage: Eukaryota; Metazoa; Chordata; Mammalia; Eulipotyphla; Talpidae
Gene: BACH1
Product: BTB domain and CNC homolog 1
Exons: 5
Coding region: 104-2347 (747 amino acids)
Biological process (GO): regulation of transcription by RNA polymerase II
Molecular function (GO): protein binding; RNA polymerase II cis-regulatory region sequence-specific DNA binding; DNA-binding transcription factor activity, RNA polymerase II-specific
Source: RefSeq, a predicted model, not a curated record
CUCGCUGCUGCCGUCAGUCGGGCCGCGCCGCGCCUCGGCUCUGGUUUGAUGACGAUCAGAAGCAUGCUUGCACUGCACUGCCCGACACCCCUGGCCACGCAGAAUGUCUUUGAGCGAGAGUGCCGUUUUUGCCUAUGAGUCUUCAGUGCACAGCACCAACGUCUUGCUCAGCCUUGAUGACCAGCGGAAGAAGGACGUGCUGUGUGACGUCACUGUCCUUGUGGAGGGCCAGCGGUUCCGCGCCCACCGGUCCGUGCUGGCGGCAUGCAGCAGCUACUUCCACUCGAAGAUCAUAGGCCAGGAGAAGGCAGAGCUUCACAUUCCUCUACCCCAGGAGGUGACAGUGAAAGGAUUUGAACCUUUAAUUCAGUUUGCCUACACUGCUAAACUGUUUUUAAGUAAGGACAAUGUGGAUGAAGUGUGCAAGUGUGUGGAAUUUUUAGGUGUACGUGACAUUGAGGAAUCAUGCUUUCAGUUUCUCAAGUUCAAGUUUUUGGACGCCACCACAGACCAGCAGAAAUGCUCAGGAAAAAAAUGCUUCCCAUCACACUGUCAGAAAACAGACCUUAAAAUUUCACUUUUGGACCAGAGGGAUUUAGAAAUUGAUGAAGUAGAGGAAUUUUUGGAAAAUAAAAAUGUUCAGAUGCCCCAUUGUAAACUCUACAGGUAUCAAGGAAAUGUAAAGGUAUCGCCUCCUUUACAAGACAGUGCCAGCCAAACAUGUGAAUCCAUGUGCUUAGAAAAGGAUGCUGCUCUGGCUUUGCCAUCUUUAUGUCCCAAAUACAGAAAAUUCCAAAAAGCAUUUGGAACUGACAGAGUUCGUACUGUGGAAUCCAGUGUCAAAGAUGUUCACGCUUCUGUUCAGCCCCUUGAGACAUCUGAAAAUGAAUGCCUAGGAGGAGUCCAGCACUGUGCAGAUUUGCAGGUGAUUUUAAAAUGCAAAGAAAGUAAGUUGGCAAUGGAACAUGAAGAAACCAACAAGAAAGAUCCUGCUUCUCAGUGCCCAGCAGAGAAAACCGAGGUGGCUCCACUCCCCUACAAUCCUUCUGCAGAACCUUCUGGACUCUAUUCUCUGUCUCUUUUACACACAUACGACCAAUAUGAUGACUUGAAUUUUGCUGGCAUGCAGAACACAGCAGUGUUAACAGAAAAGCCUUUGUCAGGUACAGAUGUUCGAGAAGAGAAGAUAUUGGGUGAAAAUCAAGAUUUACAUUUGAAAUCUGACUCUGGCCCCCGGGAAGAUAGCAGCCUUGCUUCCAGUGAUCGGAGUAGCGUGGAGCGAGAGGUGGCGGAACACCUGGCGAAAGGCUUCUGGAGUGACAUUUGCAGCACGGACUCACCUUGCCCAAUGCAGUUAUCGCCUGCUGCUGCCAAAGAUGGUUUAGAGCAGAUCUCCUCACAGAAGCGGUCUGAGUGUCCCUGGUUAGGUAUCAGGAUUAGCGAGAGCCCAGAACCAGGUCAGAGGACUUUCACAACGUUGAGUUCUGUCAACUGCCCUUUUAUAAGUACUCUGAGUACCGAAGGCUGUUCAAGCAGUUUGGAAAUUGGAAAUGAUGAUUAUAGUUCUGCACCCCAGCCAGAACCUUGUCCAUAUACUUGUGUGAUAAGCUUGGGAGAUGACUCUGAGACAGACACAGAAGGAGACAGUGAAUCCUGUUCUGCCAGAGAACAAGAAUGUGAGGUAAAACUGCCAUUUAAUGCUCAAAGAAUAAUUUCACUCUCUCGAAAUGAUUUUCAAUCAUUGUUGAAAAUGCACAAGCUGACUCCAGAACAACUGGAUUGUAUCCAUGAUAUUCGAAGAAGAAGUAAAAACAGAAUUGCCGCGCAGCGCUGUCGCAAGAGAAAGCUUGAUUGUAUACAGAAUCUUGAGUCAGAGAUCGAGAAACUGCAAAAUGAAAAGGAGAGUCUGUUGAAGGAAAGAGACCACAUUCUGUCGACUCUGGGUGAGACAAAGCAGAAUCUAACUGGACUUUGCCAGCAAGUCUGCAAAGAAGCAGCUCUGAGUCAAGAACAAAUACAGAUACUCGCCAAGUACUCGGCCUCCGAUUGCCCACUCUCAUUUUUAAUUUCUGAAAAAGGCAAAAGUACUCCUGAUGCUGACCUGGCAUUGCCGUCAAUUAUGAGUUUACCGGAGGGGCCUCCAACUGUGCCGCCUGCUGGAGAGCAGAGCCCCUGCUACCCCAGCUCCCGUGGGAGCCGAGAGGCAGGCUGCCCCCGGGCCCAGGAGUCCAGGCCCACCUCCGGCACCACCUCUGAAUCGGCUGGACUGGUGGAGCAGUGUCGGCCGGGUGGCGGCAUUUCGGAUUUCUGUCAGCAAAUGACUGAUAAGUGCACUACUGAUGAGUAAACUUGCACUUGCUGCCUUCACACCGUCCACUUUUCUACUGAAGUUUCACCAUUGUCUUGAAAGCCUAAAGGAAACCAUCUGUCUCUUAACAAUACUGUGUUUUUCUCCCCAGUAGUUUGCUGUUAAGGGAAUUCCUCUGAAGUCAACCCUGACUUCUUGAUUUCCACAAAGAGAUGCAGAAAUGAUUUUGCCUCCUGGAUGCCGAAAAAUCCCAUGUGAAAAUAUAGUAAGGCUUCAAAAGUCAUGUUUUAAAAAAAUAAUGACUAUUAAUAAUAAUUCUUGCCACUCUUCCAAAAUAUGCGAAUGAAUACUACAGCAUAUCACACAACAGCUUAAAACAUCUGCAAAACAUCCCCAGUUUAACUAUCGGACUUGUUUCACUGGCGUGAAAGAGCAUUUCCCCCCAAGCAGUGCUGAUUGGGUUCCCUUCUACUCAGAAGAAAGGCGUUGGCUACUUGGAAACAUUUGUGUAGAACUUGAUAUUGACAGUGUGAAAAAUAGAGAAAAAAUCAUUUUACACCUGAAUCCAAGAGCAUUGCUCUUCAGCUCUGACCAAAACCAGAGGUGGUUGGCCUGCACUGUCACUGCUGACUUCCUGGGGUUUAGCUAGUAAGGGGCUGUUUGAGGCUCUGGUCCUCCUCAGUGUCGACUUCUAGAAAUUCUGGUUGCGUAAACUGAUAUUUUUAACUCUGGUCUUCAGUCUCCGCAACAUCGGUGUCUAUCAUGAUCUUUCUGUUUCCUGACAUUUUUGUCCCUUGGGAAGAAGAAAUAGCAUUCAGGAUGCAGUGGCAUGAGUGAAUGCAUUGGCAUCAUUGGUCUCCCUGGAAUUCUGAAGUCCUUAUUCCAAUACUAAGCUGCUUGCCUUCCCACUAGAGGUCACCCAUACAAAAAAACCAGGUAUCAUGGGGAAAGAAAAUUGUGUUUCCUUUUAGGAGUGGCAAUUCAUUUUUCACCCUAUUUCUGAAAUCCUAUGGUCUACCCUAAAAAGCAUUCUUGUAGAUGAAAAUGUAUCUGCAGCUGUUUUGUGAACCGAAUGAGACUUCAUCUUUCUCCAUGUGUGCUUGAAUUUGGAGAUCCGAUCUAAGCUUGAUCUCUUCACCAAGUGGUAUAAAAUUUUAUAAUCUACCCCAUAAUAUUUUGUAGUAGUUCUUAGCCAUUCUGGUGUUACAGACUUGAGAAUCCAAUGACAGCAGUGGCCCUUCUCAACAGCUAAAAGGAAAAAUUGCAUACAUUCAGCGAAACACUUGCAGAACCCAGUUUUAAAGAGUACAAAGGAGUAGUUCUAGUGCUUGGAUUAGGAAGUACUUCUUUGCACCAACGUCAGAUACCCAAGAGGGACAGAGAUUGUGUCUUAAGUCUAGUGAAGGGCCAGUGUAGCUAUGUGGGAAACAGAUCUGAAGCCUAAUGGGACCAGACUUAAUAUUUCAGAGGAAUUUGUCAAAUGUUACACUUUUUGAUGGGAGGGAAACAGGGGAGAUAGUGCUAGUAUUUUUUCAGUGGUUUGUGUGUUAUCUUGGUUAUUAACUUAGUUGUAAGAAAAGACUUCUGGGCUUAUUUUCUAGAGACUUUUUAUAAGUAUACUCAACAAUUUGUCAGGGAGAAUGAUAAUUCCAUGAUAGUGCAUCCCAUACUAUAAAAAAGUGUGUGUGUGUGUGUGUGUGUGUGUGUGUAUCUCCCCAUGUAGUGUUUUCUUUGAUACUUGUCCUUUAAAUUUUAACUUCAAAAUAUAAUAUGAAAAUUUUUUCUGGUUUACAAGAUGUAAGAUCUCAUACAAGCCAAUGGAAUCCUUGAUUUCCUACCUCAGUGUACACUCAGUUGCUUGUCAUAUCAGUUUGUGGAUGUGCAAAUGUCAAAUAAUCUUUGGCUUUAAUUGCUACUGUAAAUAACUGCUUUGAAAGGUUACUUACUAUUUUAUGAUAAAACCUAGUUGUCUCCAGAACUUAAAUAUGGUUUUUAAGACCUUUGUUUUACUUUUCUCUCUAUACAGUUUAGCAUUAUGGGUUUAUUUUAAUGAUACUCUGAUUCAUUGGCCAAGUGUAAUAUUUCUUACGAUAUAGCAUUACUUUUACUAGCCACCAUGUAAUACAAGUAACUACACUACCUCAUUCCUCCAUAAUUUUCAAGUUGUAAUACAGAGGGACAGAGAGAUAAAAAGAUUUUUAUCUUUGUCUUUUGGCCAUAAGGUGGGGAUGUUUUCUAUAUAUUGCAUAGCAUUACGCAUUUAUGCCUAUUUUAAUAUUAACUUCUAAAGAAGUUUUUUCUAAGAAAAUUUAUUUCAAGUUGAUUUUUGUUUUUGAGGCUGCCGAAGACAAAUGACAGGAUUAUGUGUAUACAGUGUAUAUCUCUUCCUUCAUGCAACGUUUUUGGAUAAGUGGUUUUCAGUUUGUAUAUUGCAUAUUUACAUCAUCUUUUUUCCUUAUGUUAUGAAUUGGUCUUCUCAGUGCUUGGCGAUUUCAAAAAAAUUAUGUCUCAUUCAAUAAAAUAACAUUACCUUAAAAUUCUUUUUCGUUAUUUGAAUGCUAUAACUACUGCAAAUAAUUUAAUUGUUAUAUUCAGAGCAAAUGUGGUUAUAAAUCUUGGUUCUCCAUUUUAUAACAAUUUAAUGUAGCUCAAUGCUUAACCAAUUUUAAAUAAAGAAUUAUAUAUAUUUGAUGCAGUAGACGAUGCAGGUUGCAUGUGGACACUCAGGCCACAUUAACUUGGGAAAAAAAUAGCAAACAAAUGGCAAUGUUGUAAUGAAUUCUCAGGUGAACUUUUUUUCAGUUAAGAAACAUCUAUUUUGAAUUUGUAAAUAUUUUAAAUGUUUUAUUAAGGCAUGUAAAAACUAUUCAUUGAAAUCUGUUGUUCAGAAUGAAGAUUUAAAGCCAUAUAAUAGUCAAAGGUGGCAUACUGAUUGUAAAAUAAACAUAACAUUAUUGAUUAUUUUUUGUAUCUUUCAUAUAAUUUUCUAACAAUGCAAUAAAACCACUAAACAUGUAUCCAUCUCCUCUUAAGAUCAUGUUUCAUUGAAACUAAACUUUACUGGUAUUUAAUUGACAUUUUCUUCUUCAUGUACUUUUCCAGAUGUAGUAAAACUAUACAUGUUAGAUGUUGGUAAUAAAAUGACAGUAAAAAAAAUUCU